This is a messenger RNA of Nannospalax galili (Upper Galilee mountains blind mole rat), 3270 nucleotides long. It is a transcript of the gene Yme1l1, whose product is annotated as YME1 like 1 ATPase. The transcript has 19 exons. Gene Ontology annotation, cellular component: mitochondrial inner membrane. The record is from RefSeq and is a predicted model, not a curated record. Gene Ontology annotation, molecular function: metalloendopeptidase activity; ATP-dependent peptidase activity; ATP binding. Gene Ontology annotation, biological process: protein quality control for misfolded or incompletely synthesized proteins; mitochondrion organization. The coding region runs from base 221 to 2350 and encodes 709 amino acids. Lineage: Eukaryota; Metazoa; Chordata; Mammalia; Rodentia; Spalacidae.
GAGGGGUGAGACUGUGGGGCCCUGCACCGUGGCCCGGGCCGACCGAAGGGUAGCUGAAACGUCAAUUCGAAUCGAGGGCUUCGUGAUCUCCAGAGCAGUCUGCUGGGUCAAGCCAGGGUCCCAGUCGCGUUUCCCCGGCCAUCCCCCGCGGGACGUACACACCGGCGGACUUUUGAGGCAAUGGCUAGGGAUGAAGUGCGGACGCUAGCCAAAUCGCACCAUGUGGAGAGCCUUGGUUACAGUUCCUCUCAGUCAUCUCAUCAAUGCCUUCCACACACCAAAAAACCUAUCUGUCUCUGUCAGUACGUCUGUUUCUCAGAACCACCAUCGAGAUACAGUUCCUGAGCAUGAAGCCCCCAGCAACGAGCCUGCACUUAAUUUAAGGGACCUUGGAUUAUCAGAAUUAAAAAUUGGACAGAUUGAUCAACUGGUAGAAAAUUUACUUCCUGGAUUUUAUAAAGGCAGACGAGUGUCUUCCCAUUGGCAUACAUCGCAUGUCUCUGCACAGUCCUUCUUUGAAAACAAAUAUGGUUACUUAGAUAUGUUCAGUACUUUACGUUCUUCUAGCUUGUACAGACAACAUCCAAGAACUCUUGAAAGCAUUUGUUCAGAUCUUCGGUAUUGGCCAGGUUUCAUACAGACUCGAGGUUUUAAGACUUUGAAGUCAAGAGCACGACGCCUGCAGUCUACCUCAGAAAGAUUAGCAGAAGCACAGAAUAUAGCACCAUCAUUUAUGAAGGGGCUUCUUUUGCGAGAGAGAGGAACAGAUCUUGAGAAUUUGGACAAACUUAUGAAAACUAAAAACAUACCCGAAGCUCACCAGGAUGCAUUUAAAACUGGUUUUGCUGAGGGUUUCCUCAAAGCUCAAGCCCUUACCCAAAAAACCAAUGAUUCUUUAAGGCGAACUCGUCUGAUCCUCUUUGUUCUGCUGCUGUUUGGCAUUUAUGGACUCUUAAAAAACCCAUUUUUAUCAGUACGCUUCAGGACAACCACAGGGCUUGAUUCUGCAGUAGAUCCUGUCCAGAUGAAAAAUGUCACCUUUGAGCAUGUUAAAGGAGUGGAGGAAGCCAAACAAGAAUUACAGGAAGUUGUUGAAUUCUUGAAAAAUCCACAAAAGUUUACUGUGCUUGGAGGUAAACUUCCCAAAGGGAUUCUUUUAGUUGGACCACCAGGAACAGGAAAGACGCUUCUUGCCCGAGCUGUAGCAGGAGAAGCUGAUGUUCCUUUUUACUAUGCUUCUGGAUCAGAAUUUGAUGAGAUGUUUGUGGGUGUAGGAGCUAGCCGUAUCAGAAACCUUUUUAGGGAAGCAAAAGCAAAUGCUCCUUGUGUUAUAUUUAUUGAUGAGUUAGAUUCUGUUGGUGGGAAAAGAAUCGAGUCUCCUAUGCAUCCAUAUUCAAGGCAGACUAUCAAUCAACUUCUUGCUGAAAUGGAUGGCUUUAAACCCAAUGAAGGAGUAAUCAUUAUAGGAGCCACAAACUUCCCAGAGGCAUUAGAUAAUGCUUUAAUCCGCCCUGGUCGUUUUGACAUGCAAGUUACAGUUCCAAGGCCAGAUGUGAAAGGGCGAACUGAAAUUUUGAAGUGGUAUCUGAAUAAAAUAAAAUUUGAUAAAUCUGUUGAUCCUGAAAUCAUAGCUCGAGGCACUGUUGGAUUUUCUGGAGCAGAGUUGGAGAAUCUUGUGAAUCAAGCUGCAUUAAAGGCAGCUGUUGAUGGGAAAGAAAUGGUUACCAUGAAGGAGCUAGAGUUUUCCAAAGAUAAAAUUCUAAUGGGACCAGAAAGAAGAAGUGUGGAAAUUGAUAACAAAAACAAGACCAUAACAGCUUAUCAUGAAUCUGGUCAUGCUAUUAUUGCAUAUUACACAAAGGAUGCAAUGCCUAUCAAUAAAGCUACAAUCAUGCCAAGAGGGCCAACACUUGGACAUGUGUCACUGUUGCCUGAGAAUGACAGGUGGAAUGAAACUAGAGCCCAGUUGCUUGCACAAAUGGAUGUUAGUAUGGGAGGAAGAGUGGCAGAGGAGCUUAUAUUUGGUACCGACCAUAUUACAACAGGUUCUUCAAGUGAUUUUGAUAAUGCGACAAAAAUUGCUAAGAGGAUGGUUACCAAAUUUGGAAUGAGUGAAAAGCUUGGAGUUAUGACCUACAGUGAUACAGGAAAACUAAGUCCUGAAACUCAAUCUGCCAUUGAACAAGAAAUAAGAAUCCUUCUACGGGAGUCAUAUGAACGAGCAAAACAUAUCUUGAAAACUCAUGCGAAAGAGCACAAGAAUCUAGCAGAAGCUUUGUUGACCUAUGAGACUUUGGAUGCCAAAGAGAUUCAAAUUGUUCUUGAGGGGAAGAAAUUGGAAGUGAGAUGAUGACUCUCCAUGUGGACGCAUUGCUGGUUUUACUAUAGGAAUAUAUGCAACAACACAGUCUCCUUUUGUAACCCUCAUUCUUGACUUGGUGUAAUUCAAGGGUGUGAAACACUUUGUCAGUCUUUUGUCACAUUAUCUAAUUUUGGUUAUUCUCAUGAUGACAGCUAUUGCAGUUUAGCAACCCAUAGCAAGUUUAUUAAUAAAGAGCUACAAGAAUUAAAACCAGAUUGUUUGAAAAAAAUGUCAAUCAGUUAUGUUGAAAGUAAGCAAUGAUUUUGUGAUUGAUUACUUGAAGUGAGUAAAAUUGUGCCUUUAUCUACUGGUAAGUGUUUUAAUUUGGAAGUUAAAAUUAUUGAAAAACUAUCACCUCUUGAUAGUAGCAUUUCUCUUUGGUAAAGAUAUCAUGCUUUUUUGGGUAAAUCAUUUCUACAUAUAUCAGUGGAAAUGCCAUGAAGAUGUCCUUAAUUUAAAUGUUCCUGAUUGACCAUAUGAGAUGGCCUUUUAAAGAACCUAAUUGAAUUGUAAGCAUAAAAAUACAGUCCAAAUAUAAAUUAGAACGUUUUAAUAACGCAGCAUGCAUGCUCAGGUUUUCUUUUAAAUAUUACUAUGUAGCUGAUAAAAUUUAUUUCAGAAGAACAGUAUUUUGUUAAUAAGCAACGAGCUUUAUUCUAAAACUGUGUAAUUACAUUUGAUUUCAGUUGUAAUUACACAAUUCCUUUCCAAGUGGUUUUUCUACUUCUGUGGGAUAGAAAUGAAAGGCUUGUGCUUUUAUUCAGGUUUUGUGAAUCUGAACAUGUUACAAGAUUUACAGCUGAAUUUUUAUUUAACUCAGUAGAACAUUUUAGAGCACAUUGUAUUGGUGUUUUAACCAAAUAACGUUCUUGAAAUAAUUAAAAUUACACUCGGUUUUCUUACUCAGA